Molecule: messenger RNA, 1628 nt
Organism: Antrostomus carolinensis (chuck-will's-widow)
Lineage: Eukaryota; Metazoa; Chordata; Aves; Caprimulgiformes; Caprimulgidae
Product: dystrobrevin alpha-like
Exons: 6
Coding region: 60-569 (169 amino acids)
Source: RefSeq, a predicted model, not a curated record
CCCAAGGGACAGGCUCCCCGCGUUCCUCGCCCAGCCACACUAUCAGUCGACCAAUUCCAAUGCCCAUCAGGUCUGCCUCUGCCUGCUCCACCCCAACCCACGCACCUCAGGACUCUCUGACUGGGGUGGGAGGAGAUGUGCAGGAAGCCUUUGCUCAAAGUGCAAGACGAAACUUAAGAAAUGAUUUGCUGGUGGCAGCAGAUUCGAUCACCAACACCAUGUCCUCUUUGGUGAAAGAACUAAAUUCUGAAGUGGGCAGUGAGACAGAAAGUAAUGUGGAUUCUGAAUUUGGGCGGACUCAUUUUGAUGACCUUGUUCCAUCCCCAACAUCUGAGAAGGCUUUCCUCGCGCAGAUCCAUGCCCGGAAGCCCGGGUACAUCCACAGCGCUGCUGCCACUGGCUCCAUCCGCAGUGACAUGGUUACAGAAGAUGGAGACCCCUACGUCAGAGCAGAUGAUGAAAAUUAUGAGAAUGACUCUGUCCGCCAGCUGGAGAAUGAACUGAAAAUGGAGGAGUACCUGAAGCAGAAGCUGCAGGAUGAGGCAUACCAGGUCAGUUUGCAAAGUUGAGUGCAAUAUCCUUCUCUCUCUCCUCUCAAGCAAGCUGCAGUCAGACAGACAACGAAAGCUACGUAAGAACUGACGAUGAGGAGAGCUGCUUUCGGACAGACGAUGAAGAAAACUCAGCUGCAAACUUCACAGAAGAAUGGAACCAAGAGGUGCAGCAUCUCUUGACAAAAAAAUCACAUAACUAAGUUCUGAGGACUGUAGCACAGUACUUUUGUUCUAAGAGUUGUAGUUUGUAGAUGUGUGUUUUUGACAACAAGACUUUUGUUUAAAGCUAACUUAUAUUAGCCACAUCUUCUGUAACAUGGCUCAUUACCGGUGAAGAAAACAGACUGACAUACGUACUGCUGUUACAAAGGAUGGCGGUAUUAAUAACUCACAGAAACCCUUUGCACAUGAUAUUGAACCUGUUCAGUUUACAAUGACAAUACUGUUUAUAGAUAGAAAUUUGAUUUCUGAAUACUUUGAGAUUUGAGUAGAUUGGUUUACUAUACACUGUACAUUUUUUCCACAGAAGAAAUAAAAAGCUACAAUUAUGCAUUUAACACUGAAUGAUUAUACUCCUGAGUGUAUAUAUCUAGUAGCCCAAAAAAAACAAAGUACCGAACUAUAUUUGCAAUUUGUUUGCAAGUCUUUAAAUUAAGGCUUGUACAAAAUGUACUAAAAUAAUAAUAGUAAUAAUAAUAAUAUAAUUAAUAAUAAUUUAAAACUUCUCUAAUUUAGGGCUAAUGUGUAACUUAGGAAUGUUUCUUUCAAAAUAAUCUAACAAAUCAGCCAUAGAAGUUAGUGUAAAUAUUUUUUUUCCAAAUAGAUAUCAUAUACAAAAGGUGACAUUCAAAUGAUAUAGAAUCUAGUUUUUAAAUCAGCACAGAUCUUCUUAAAACUGUGAACUAUGUUUUGAAAUACUCGUUGCUAAAGCUGUUUAUAAACCACAGGUGCCAUAAGAUCCCUGAACUGACUGAUGUUACGUAUAAUCCUCCAUGGUAUUGUUUCAUUGAUGUUUAGCUUUAGUAAGCAUGUGUUCAACAAACCGGCUCUUUCCAUCUCUCUGCCCCUCCUCCU